AUGCUGUGUAGUCAGUCAGUCGUAUAUUCAGGAUAUCAAAAGUCCGAGAGGAAAAUGGAGGAUGAAUGGACGAAGACAACUGCAAUCGUGGUAGAAAACAAUGGGAAAACAGAUGAAGUUGUGAAAAGCUCUGUGAAAGAUGUGAGAAAGCACUCUGCCAGUGUGCCGGGACCAGGAACUAGCAGGAGUACUAAUUCAAAGUUCCGCAGAGCAGCUGGCCAAGCAAAGAGCUGA
Molecule: messenger RNA, 234 nt
Organism: Thelazia callipaeda (thelaziosis nematode)
Lineage: Eukaryota; Metazoa; Nematoda; Chromadorea; Rhabditida; Thelaziidae
Source: the annotation of a GenBank genome assembly